This is a messenger RNA of Nymphalis io (European peacock), 2379 nucleotides long. RefSeq names its product phenoloxidase 1-like. The record is from RefSeq and is a predicted model, not a curated record. The transcript is spliced from 12 exons. Gene Ontology annotation, molecular function: oxidoreductase activity. Lineage: Eukaryota; Metazoa; Arthropoda; Insecta; Lepidoptera; Nymphalidae. Bases 87 to 2171 code for a protein of 694 amino acids.
UCAUAUUGUAGUUGCAGUAUAGUCACUUCACAGGCUCUGUGAAGUGAGCUAAUUGCAUUUCUAACUAGAGCCUAAGAUAUUUCAAAAUGGCGAAUGUCGUUGAUAGCUUCACGUUGUUAUUCGACCGCCCAAAUGAACCAAUGGUUUCUCUGAAAGGCGACAGAAAAGCUCUGUUCCAGCUUACCGAUCAGCACUUGGGAGACAAAUACAAAAAUAAUGGAAUCGAAAUCAACAAUCGUUUCGGAGAGGAGGCAACUGAAGUUAUACCUCUUAAACAGUUGCGAAAGAUACCGGAAUUCAAAAAAGCGAGACAGUUGCCGACAGAUUCUGAAUUCUCAAUAUUAUUACCAGCUCAUCAAGAAAUGGCUGAUGAAGUAAUCGAUGAACUUCUAGCUGUUCCCGAGAAUCAACUUCAAGAUUUAUUGUCGACGUGUGUAUAUGCAAGAGUCAAUUUAAAUCCUCAGCUAUUCAACUACUGCUACUCUGUGGCGUUGAUGCACAGACCUGACACUAGGAAUAUUCCAAUUCAAAACUUUGCUGAAACCUUCCCAUCGAAAUUCGUGGACUCCCAAGUAUUCUCUAAAGCCCGGGAGACAGCCGCAAUAGGCGCUCGAGCAACUGGUGCUCCUCGUAUCCCGAUUAUAAUCCCAAGAGAUUAUACAGCAACUGACUUGGAUAUCGAACAUCGACUUGCUUAUUUCCGUGAAGACAUUGGCAUAAAUCUUCACCACUGGCAUUGGCAUCUAGUGUACCCAUUCACAUCUAACCAACGAGCCAUCGUCGCGAAGGACCGCCGCGGAGAAUUGUUUUUCUAUAUGCAUCAACAAGUUAUUGCCAGGUACAAUGGAGAACGUCUGGCCAACUCCUUGGCAAGAGUUAAGAAGUUCAGCAACUUCAGUGAACCCAUACCUGAAGCUUACUUCCCUAAGCUGGACAGUCUGACGACGUCUCGUGGCUGGCCGCCGCGACAGGCCAACAUGCGGUGGUAUGACCUCAACCGUCCUGUUGACGGACUCGUUGUGACCCUCGACGAUAUGAAUCGUUGGAGGAGAAAUAUUGAGGAAGCUAUAUCCACGGGACUUGUUAAACUGCCUAACGGAUCAACUCAAACUUUAGAUAUUGACACGCUGGGCAACAUUAUUGAGGCCAGCAUCUUGUCUCCCAAUAGAGAAUACUACGGUUCGCUACACAAUAACGGACACAGUUUCGCCGGCUAUAUGCAUGACCCCACGAACCGUUACCUUGAAUCGUUCAACGUGAUUGCCGAUGAAGCUACAAAUAUGCGUGAUCCAUUUUUCUAUCGUUGGCAUGCGUUUGUCGACGACCUCUUCCAGCGAUUUAAGGAGUCUCCAAACGUUAGACCUUACACACGCUCUGAGUUGGAGAAUCCAGGUGUCCAGAUAUCAUCAGUUCGCGUGGAAAGUGCGACCGGGCAGAUGAACGUCCUGAGCACGUACUGGAUGCAGAGCGACGUGGACCUGUCGCGCGGACUGGAUUUCUCCGACCGCGGCCCGGUGUACGUGCGCUUCACGCACCUCAACCACCGCCCCUUCCAAUAUGUAAUCGACGUAAACAACACGGGAAAUGCUCGACGCACGACAGUUCGUAUAUUCAUGGCUCCGAAGUUUGAUGAACGUAAUUUGCCCUGGAUUCUCUCCGAUCAGCGGAAAAUGUUCAUUGAGAUGGACAGAUUUGUUGUCCCGCUCAACGCUGGGAAGAAUACAAUCACCCGCAAAUCAACGCAAUCGAUUUUGACGAUUCCCUUCGAGCAGACGUUCCGCGACCUGUCCGCGCAGGCAGGAGACGCGCGCGCUCCAGGACUCGCAAGUUUCAACUUCUGCGGCUGCGGCUGGCCGCAGCACAUGCUGGUACCGCGCGGCACGGAGCCGGGCAUGCAGUACGACCUCUUCGUGAUGCUCUCCAAUUAUGAACUGGACAGUGUGAACAAUCCCGAUGGUUCCGAGAUGAGCUGCGUGGAAGCAUCCAGCUUCUGCGGAUUGAAAGAUCGGCUAUAUCCCGACCGACGUAGCAUGGGCUACCCCUUCGACCGUCCUUCGAGCAGUGCAGCAAACAUCCAGGACUUCAUCCUACCUAAUAUGGCUCUCGUCGAUGUCACCAUCCGUUUACAGAAUGUCACUGAACAGAACCCGAGGAACCCAAAACCCCAAUAGACCGUUGCUUACGUUAAUUAUUAUUAUUUUUCGCAAUAUUAUUUAACAGUUAAUAAUCUAUAGAUUAAGUGAUGUAUAAUUAAAAAAAGAAAGGCUAAUAGACUAAGUUUUAUAGAAUUAUUAAGUAUUGUAUAUAUAUGUAGAUUUAAAAACUAUAAAUGUGACCCAAUAACUUUAGCGAAUUAAAUUAAUAAGCAAAAGAAAAUGA